Microplitis mediator is the source of this 2082-nucleotide messenger RNA. Its product is annotated as GATA zinc finger domain-containing protein 14-like. The transcript has 4 exons. The coding region runs from base 1 to 2082 and encodes 693 amino acids. Lineage: Eukaryota; Metazoa; Arthropoda; Insecta; Hymenoptera; Braconidae. The record is from RefSeq and is a predicted model, not a curated record.
AUGGUCCAUGAAGAUGAUGAUGAUGACUCUUCGCACGCAACGCUGCAAAAUGUAUCAUACGAUAAUAAUUAUUUCCUCGUCGAUACAAUAACAGCUCGCUGUUUAAAAUCGGGCGUCGUACGAGAAGGAUGGCCGGAAAAUAUAAUUAAUUUUUUGGGGGCCGAUGAGGAACCAAUAGCUCUUAAUCAUGAUAAUUUGGAUAUUCUCAGCAAUGAUGGGUAUAUAAGUCAUUACCAUUAUGAUGAUGAUGAUAAUGAUGAUGACGUCAUAACUUUAUCACCAUCAUCGACACCAUCUCCACCAUGGACACUAUUACAACCAUCAACGUCAUCAGAACAGAUCAACGAUGUCAUGUGGGAUUCACCGACACCACCAUAUUCACCAUCACCAGCAUACUCAUCACUGAGCUUUGAGAAUGAAUCAUUGAUAUAUGCUUCAUCAACAUCGACGUUUGAUUCAUCAUCGCUACCUCAUGCUUCAUCAGCAUCAGCAUCGAUCUAUCCAUCAUCAACAUCGAUCUAUGCGCCAUCAACAUCGAUGUUCAACCCGUCACCUACUUUAUCACCAUCAACGAUACCAUCUCCACCAUGUACACUAUCACAACCAUCAACGCCAUCAGAACAGAUCAACGAUGCCAUGUGGGAUUCACCACCACCAUCAUAUUCGCCAUCACCAGCAUAUUUAUCACUGAGCUUAGAGAAUGAAUCAUUGAUAUAUGCAUCAUCAACAUCGACGCUUGAUUCAUCAUCGGUAUCGCAUGCUUCAUCAGCAUCGACAUUGAUCUAUACACCAUCAACAUCGAUCUAUGCGCCAUCAACAUCAAUGUUUGACCCGUCGCCUUUGAUAGACGCGCAGCUGUUAUGGCGGCUCGAGCAACUCGAUUACAUAUACCUUUCCAACAACAACAACAACAACAACAACAACAACAACAACAACAACAACAACAACAACAACAACAACAACAACAACAACAACAACAACAACAACAACAACAACAACAACAACAACAACAACAACAACAACAACAACAACAACAACAACAACAACAACAACAACAACAACAACAACAACAACAACAACAACAACAACAACAACAACAACAACAACAACAACAACAACAACAACAACAACAACAACAACAACAACAACAACAACAACAACAACAACAACAACAACAACAACAACAACAACAACAACAACAACAACAACAACAACAACAACAACAACAACAACAACAACAACAACAACAACAACAACAACAACAACAACAACAACAACAACAACAACAACAACAACAACAACAACAACAACAACAACAACAACAACAACAACAACAACAACAACAACAACAACAACAACAACAACAACAACAACAACAACAACAACAACAACAACAACAACAACAACAACAACAACAACAACAACAACAACAACAACAACAACAACAACAACAACAACAACAACAACAACAACAACAACAACAACAACAACAACAACAACAACAACAACAACAACAACAACAACAACAACAACAACAACAACAACAACAACAACAACAACAACAACAACAACAACAACAACAACAACAACAACAACAACAACAACAACAACAACAACAACAACAACAACAACAACAACAACAACAACAACAACAACAACAACAACAACAACAACAACAACAACAACAACAACAACAACAACAACAACAACAACAACAACAACAACAACAACAACAACAACAACAACAACAACAACAACAACAACAACAACAACAACAACAACAACAACAACAACAACAACAACAACAACAACAACAACAACAACAACAACAACAACAACAACAACAACAACAACAACAACAACAACAACAACAACAACAACAACAACAACAACAACAACAACAACAACAACAACAACAACAACAACAACAGCAAGAUGAUUAUUAUAAUCAGCAACAAAACGGAUUUUAUUUCUACAAUGGCGACCAUCAAUAUGUUUACAAUGAUAUUGAGAUCAAUUUUGUGCAAAAUAAUUCUAUUAACAUUUUGGGGUAAUUCUCAAAACGUAACAGUGGUGCUGUGA